AGCCAAGCCAAGCCAGCCCUCCCUCUCCGCACCGAAACGCGCACCCCAUUUUCUCCCUCGGUUUCCUCGCGCUCCGAGUCGGGGAGAGGAGGAGCCGGAGGGGAGGAGGAGGCCCAGAUGCAGACGCCCGCCGAGAUGCCGCCGGCCGCCGCCGCUGACGACGCCGCGGCACCCAGAUCCGACCCACCGCAGCCGCCCGCCGCCCCCGAUCCCUCCCCCCCGCCGCCGCCGCCGCCCGUCGCUGCCGCGGCCGCCACCGCCGCCGAUCCACCGCCCCCGCCUCCCCCCGCGCCUGCGCAGCCGCAGCCGCAGCCGCAGGGCAAGACCGUCACGUGGAGCGAGAAGCUGACGUCGGAGUCGCCCACCCACGUGGCGGCCGCGGCCGCCGCGGAGGCCGCCGAGUCCAGCCAGUACGUCUCCCGCGGCCCCGCCGCGGCGUCGUCCAAGGGCGCGGUGGAGGCCAUGAAGGAGACGCUGUCCAGGUGGGGGAAGUCGAUGGGGGAGACGACCAAGAUGGUCGAGAGCCUCAGCCGCGACACGUGGCAGCACUUCAAGACAGGACCUAGUUUUACUGAAGCGGCUAUGGGACGGCUUGCUCAAGGAACUAAAGUCUUAGCAGAAGGUGGCUAUGAAAAAAUAUUCAGGCAAACGUUCGAGGUUCUUCCAGACGAGCAGCUGAAAAUAUCAUAUGCAUGCUAUCUAUCAACAUCUGCUGGUCCUGUCAUGGGAGUCAUGUACAUUUCUACAGCUAAAAUUGCAUUCUGCAGUGACAAUCCUCUCUCUUACAAAGCUGGAAAUAAAACUGAAUGGAGCUACUACAAGGUGGUCAUUCCUCUGCAUCAACUGAGAGCAGCAAAUCCUUCAGUGAGCAAAGUAAAUCCUGCUGAAAAGUAUAUUCAGGUUGUCUCAGUUGAGGGCCACGAGUUCUGGUUCAUGGGUUUUCUGAUGUAUGACAAAGCCGUAUCUAGUCUUCAAGAAGCCAUGGAUAGUGCUCGUGACAUGCAACCGUAGAUAACCAAAACAGAAGUUUCAGUCGAGUUGUCCUGUGUAGCAUCCUGAGGGGUACCUCCAUUUCUACGAUCGAUUUCUUUGCUUCUGAGUGGCUCCUGUUUCAAAUCCUUCGCAGCUAUGUGCUCCGGAUCCUAUUGAGACGAUACACUCACUAGCAGACUAGCUUUGCAUACGUGUUCGAAAUGUCUUUUUUGUUGUGGCCUUCCGCGUGUUGUAAUGAUGGGUUGUAUGGGAAAACACUGGAGCUGUCCUUUUUGAAUGCUUUUGUUAUCAACACUUAAAAAUGUGGCAGCAUCGGAUGUUUACGGGAACAAAUCUCUCUUCCAAGAGAACAUUUUGUAUACAACCAAAAUUUUCGUCU
Molecule: messenger RNA, 1372 nt
Organism: Oryza brachyantha (malo sina)
Lineage: Eukaryota; Viridiplantae; Streptophyta; Magnoliopsida; Poales; Poaceae
Product: GEM-like protein 1
Exons: 4
Coding region: 118-1011 (297 amino acids)
Source: RefSeq, a predicted model, not a curated record